AGAAUGCCCUCAUGCCAGUGUCCCAUCGUUAACAGGUGGAGGAGAAGAAUGAUUUCUGUGGGAUUCUCAAAGUAAAUGGGCAAUUUUCAUGCACAUGGAGAAUCUAUUUCUGCAGACUGAGUUCAGGCCAGACCUACUCUGUCAAAGCCCGACAGAGAGACCUGAGAUGCCACAGAAAAUGGCUGAAACAUGUGGGAUUCUGGAAGGGACAGGCAGAGCGAAUGAGAACUGCGGGAACGAUGACAACCCCUCCACGGGUCCAGACUUCACUGUCUCAAAGGCCCCUCCAGACUCCCAGCUCAGGGUGACGCCUGCUGCCUUUGAUCAGAGCUCUCCUGUCAUUUACCAUGACUCAGCUCUGCCCUCUCCACUCCAUCCUGAACCCCAAGAGUCUUCACACCAAUCCGCGCCCCAGCUCCAAGCACAAAGCAUUACAAGAAGGUCCAAUGGUUCCUACUUUAGACUGCACAACAACGGAAAUGAAAGCCCAGCCCACCGAGGCUUGGCCCCUGUGGGGAUUUCCCUCCCCUGCUCCACCAGCCAGACAAGGCACCUGCCUUGUGGGUCAUUCAUUCCAUGUGAAUGGAAACCCUGGUCCCUGGCAGAUGUGUUCGUGCUUUGGUUGUAUUUUAAAUUGCUCUUCUCCGGACCAGUUUCAUUCCCUUCUUUUCCAGCCUCCAGUCUUCCAUUGCUGGGGCUCCCGACCCUCCCUCUCUAAUGCACCCUUUUGUGUUGCUGCAAAUUGCCUUCAAUUUCAGCAAAGCAGACUGCCAGCUUUC
Cercocebus atys (sooty mangabey) is the source of this 779-nucleotide messenger RNA. RefSeq lists its product as uncharacterized. Bases 89 to 718 code for a protein of 209 amino acids. The transcript has 3 exons. NCBI's taxonomy places the organism in Eukaryota, Metazoa, Chordata, Mammalia, Primates, Cercopithecidae. The record is from RefSeq and is a predicted model, not a curated record.